AUGGCGACAAGCUCUGAUCUGGAAGCAGCGAGAAUCGCGAGGCUGCCAGACACUGCAUAUUACAUACCUGACUUCGUUACAUUAGAAGAGGAGAUAAAUUCUGUCCCUCUGCCGCGCUGGACUCAGUUGUCCCAUCGGCGACUGCAGACGUGGCCAUCAACGCUGACCAAAACCAACACACUGCUGGCUGCGUCGUUGCCUGCAUGGCUUCAUGAGUCAAUUGUCUCUCCACGACUGGACACCCUGGGUUGUUUCGCAGGCUCGCCGCAUCAAACGCCAAACCAUGUCCUCAUCAACGAGUAUCGGCCAGGGCAAGGGAUAAUGCCGCAUGAAGACGGAUCGGCUUACUACCCGCUCGUGGCGACGGUCAGUUUGGGGGCACCGAUUGUCUUGGAUCUCUACGAGAAGGGUCCUGAUAAUGAUGAGAAGGUAAACAGGAAUCCGGCAUUCCGGAUCCUACAGGAACCUCGGAGUCUGUUGAUCACGACCAAUGAGCUGUAUACGCAGUAUCUACAUGGAAUCGCAGAACGACUGACGGACGAGGACUUGGGGGUUGACAGUAUCGCCAACUGGGAAAUGCUGGGAGAUACGCAGCCGUACCGUAACUCGUCCUACGAACGACAGACGAGGGUCAGUUUGACCUACCGCGACGUGCUCAAGGUCGCCAAGGUAGGAAAUUCAGUCAAGUUCUUGGCUACGGGGCGGUGA
Talaromyces rugulosus is the source of this 708-nucleotide messenger RNA. RefSeq lists its product as uncharacterized. The record is from RefSeq and is a predicted model, not a curated record. Lineage: Eukaryota; Fungi; Ascomycota; Eurotiomycetes; Eurotiales; Trichocomaceae. The transcript is spliced from 2 exons. Bases 1 to 708 code for a protein of 235 amino acids.